Penicillium brasilianum is the source of this 3784-nucleotide messenger RNA. Lineage: Eukaryota; Fungi; Ascomycota; Eurotiomycetes; Eurotiales; Aspergillaceae. The record is from the annotation of a GenBank genome assembly.
CUUUCUUUCUCCUCCACCCUCCCCUCAACUCCCCCUUUCCCCACGCCCACAUGGCCCGCCAUGGGAAAUCCAAGGCCCGGCCCAAAAAGCCACCCCCGAGGGUCACCACAAUGUCGCCACACCGGUUUACCAUGCAACAGGAGGCGCGCAACACCGAAACGCACACACGAGACUGGUUGAGCAGUAAUCUCCGUCAUAAGGCUGUGAAGUUCAUCAAGGCUGGGGAAUUGGAACGGAGUGAAUUUGAGACCGUCGACCAAGCAGGUCAAGAAAACAAUGACCUGGCCGGAGACGACCCAAAGAAGGCACCACCCCCGUCGGCCAGCCCACCAGAGCCUUCGCAAGAGGAUCUCGAACGCGGAUUCUUUUUUGACGCCACACCACAGGCUGUGACCGACACGGGGCUCCCAGACCCGAUCCCACGAACCCACCUCAGCGACCUCGAUGACUCGAGCGAGGACGAAGUGGUGUUCACAGGGCGGGGGACUGGUGCGAGGCCGAUCGUGAUCGAGACCAGCCAGGAAGAGCUCAACGUACUACUGCAGGUACCGUCAACAGAGCCGCCCACGACACAGCGUGAAAUGGCCCCAGUAAACGCUCAAACUCAUAUUCACCGAUCGAAGCCGAGCUACGACCGUGCACAGUCACACGCACGGGAUACACGCAAAUGGACACGAGAAGACGAGGACCAGAUGUUGGCGGACUAUAUCGCCAACAUGGAUUCUGACUACCACGAGGACGCCUACUGUCGUAUGCAGGUAGAGCUCGAAGGUGGCAUUGACGUUGCCCAGGCUGCGACAGGCUCAAAGGACGAAGCCGGCGAACCACUGCCACACUUUGAUCGUACCACGCUGGAGUCAGUUAUUAAGGAGGAACAAGUUCAAAGCUCGAUUGAUGACCCAGUGCUAUCUCGGAUGCACCUGGAUACAGAAACAGAUGAAGUCCCCGACUCGAGUGAUGAUGAGGAUGAUGACGACGAGGAGGACGAGAAGGAUGAGGAGGACGAGGGUGACAUGAAUCCGGAUUCGACAGAUGAAUUCGACGUGGAUUCCGAUGAUGAGGAUCUGGAUACAGAAUUGCUGGAAGAUUUGGCGAUCAACUAUCUUGCGGACAAAAAGAAAGGCGGACGUGCUGGGAAAAUCUCCUUUGCAUCGGCUACGGCAUUCGCAGAUGCUCUCGAAGCAGACCCCUACUACGGUCUCGACAUGAUGGAUUUCAAUCGACCAAGCCUGCAGAAGAAGGGCAAGGGCAAGAAACCACCUGCGUUGGACCUAAUGUUCUCCGACAGCGACCUCGAAGCCCACCUUCACGAAGUGUGGCAAACCGAUCGCAAGAAGAAGAAGGCAAAGAAGAAGGAACGAGAAGAGCUUCGGGCCCAGGGGUUAUUGGGCAGGAGCACCGGAGAGGCAGAUCUCAAGGUCAAGUAUUCCAAAGGGAUCAACCUAGAGGAAUUGAUCACGGAGCUUCGAUCCUUCUUAUUGUCAUCAAACACCAGCCUUGCAUUGCCGGCGAUGACGAAGCACCGUCGAAAGACGAUCCACGAGCUAGCGAAUGCGAUGCAUCUCAAAUCGCAAUCCAGAGGCAAUGGUCCCUCGCGGUUCCCCAUGCUCAUCAAGACCUCUCGCACACCCGCAUAUACUCACAAGACUAUCUCCAAAGUGGAUGAUUUGCUGUCUGGCAAAAAGCUUAAUCGCCGACUCUUCCAGUCCUGGGGCUCAGCCGCAUCCACUUACAGCAAGCCAGUCAGAGUCAAGCGGGGUGCCGUUGGAGGUGCGGUCUCCUACAUGGAUGGCGACGUGGUCGGCGGCACUGCCCCAGAGAUCGGAGUUGAAAACCGAGGACGCGCGAUGCUGGAAAAGAUGGGAUGGAGCAGCGGCACCGCGCUCGGAGCUAUCAACAAUAAGGGUAUCCUGCAACCGGUCGCGCACGUGGUGAAGAAUUCACGGACGGGACUGGGAUAAGAGGAAGCUGUCUGGCAUCAAUGUCGAGGAUGGGCCUAUUUUCCAGGUUUUUUUUCUCUUUUUUUUCCCCCCCUCAUUACCCUACUCUCUUAGCCAGCUCUUUCUCUCGCUCUUCCUUUACAUGCCUUUGUUUUUUUUCAAAAAUAACUAGAAAGGGUGCCUUCGGAGAGAAAUAGAGGGCCACCCAAUUCCACAUCACCCAUCUAUAGAGAUACCAAGUCAAAACGAUUUCUUCCAGAUUAUAUUGUCCUCAUCUUUCCAUAUAGUGUGACCCUCGAGUUCAUCGUUUCUUACUCCUGCUACCCGCCUUUAGCAGCUGUGCAUGUUUUGGGUUAUCUUUAAGAUGCGCAAACAACUGUGUCUUCGACGGGAAGCUUGCCUGACAAUUUGUGCACGCAAUGCCCACAGAUUGUUCGGAAUUACGAGCUGCCUUUUUGGCCCGUCUCUGCUUGGCUUUUCCAACCUGAGGAGAAACGUAUGGUUCGUCACCGAGGCCGGCAGACGACAAUUGCUCGGUGAGGGGAGUGAUAGGAUCAUUGCUGGGACUAGGAUCGAAAUCGGAGCGAAGUCUGGUCUCGACAGAUUCUCUAGAGGCAUAGUCUUCAUCAAGAGAAUUGAGUGAGUCUCUUCUCGUUGGUUGAGAGUCCCGGGAAGAUGACUGAUCAUCGUGCUUAUUCGAAAAGGACGAGCCGUCCUCGUCAGUUUGAGCUUCGGCAUCACUUUCGAUCGAUUCCCGAAUAGGCUUAUCCUGUUGUACCGUGGUGGGCGAGUCUGCAAGAUAAUCACCGUUGUCUGCAUCACUGGUACUGCCCGUGGGAACCUCGAGGGAUAUUGGGACUGGUUCGGGGGAAAUGGUAGUAGAAACCGUAGGCUCCAAGUCUAGCUCGUCGUUCUGCAUCCGCAUAUCCCGACACAGUUGUUUGACAGCCUUGAGAUGCUUUUUGCUUCGUUCGUGAGCUUCAAAUUGCUUUUGGCUUUUGAACUGUUUGUUGCAUGCAACACAUUCAAAGCUCUCAAUCUCACUCUCCGAACUCUCUUCAUCCUCCUCGAUCCCAUGUUCAUCAGACCGUGCCCAUUCCGGAAGAACAAAGUCCCCCAUCUUGGCUUGAUUCUGGGCCCUUGACCUGGCUGCCUGAGCCGCCACAGACUGUCGAAGAGUUUCUUGGCGCUGGGCGUCAUUCUGAGCAUUGGCUUUAUACCGGGGAUCCCGUUUCUUGACAAAAGCCACAAGAGAUCUGACUGCAUCGUUGAACUCCCGAAUGGCAUCUUCUCGCAGGCGCCGGUUCUCCUUUUCCAUCAUCCGGCGAACUCGACGAUCGGGAGCCUCAGAGUACCGAUAGGCAUCCUUCCAAGCGAAGGACUUGCAGGUAGAGAACCCGCUCCAUGCUGCGUAAAAGGGACGCACCACCGUCUCAAAGUCGUCGUCGCGCGAUCCAAAGGCUGGAUAAUCCACCAUAUCCUGAUCUUCCCACUGGCAGGCCAGUCGCUCUUCCAGCGCCAAUUGGGCAAACUGCUCCUGCAGCCCUCCAAAGAAUCCAGCGGGCGAGUCGGAGAACUCCAUUCGAGGGCUGAAUCUGGAAAAGACCUUAAGAACAUCCUCCGCCGUGGUCACGCGAAUAUUGUAGGAAUGUUGAUCUUCGGAAGCGCCAUUCGUGCCUAGGAACACGUCACUAUGGGAAUCGUACCAUGCACGCUCCUGGGGGUCUGCAAGGACCUCAUAUGCAGACUGGAUCUCGGCGAACAGCCUGGUGGCCUCCUCGACAUUUCCAUAGUUGCGGUCAGGGUGCAACUCCAAUGCUUUUCUUCGGUAUGCCUUCUUGAUC